This is a messenger RNA of Cordyceps fumosorosea ARSEF 2679, 2076 nucleotides long. Its product is annotated as extracellular serine-threonine rich protein. The record is from RefSeq and is a predicted model, not a curated record. The transcript has 2 exons. Lineage: Eukaryota; Fungi; Ascomycota; Sordariomycetes; Hypocreales; Cordycipitaceae. The coding region runs from base 1 to 2076 and encodes 691 amino acids.
AUGAAGGUUGCCUACGCCUUGGCCCUUGCGGCCACUGUUGAGCAGGCCUCUGCCACUGCCAUUCUCGGUGCUGUUCUGGACUACUGGACCAACCUCCAGCCUUUCACUUGCCCCGGCAAGACGCCCGUCAUCUGCAAGCCCGACCAGGUUCCGGGCUACGACUGGAAGGACACUCCCAUCGGACCCAUCGGCGGCUAUGGCGGCUGCGAUUUCAAGGGCUGGACCUGCAAGAAGAAGUUCGGUCGUCGUGACAUGCUGGCUGGUCGUCAGGAUGAUGGAAGCAAGGUCAUUGAGGCUGACGUUGGCGCUGACGGCGAGAGCGGGAACCCCGUCAUCUCGGCCGGCAACGACAUUGGCACCUUCGACAUUGACAGCUUCUCUGUUGAGUCUGAGUUCGACGCCCGCUUCGAGUUCCACUACACCAUGCCUGACGGCUCUACCUGCAAGCAGUCGUCCCCCGUAUCCAGCCAGGGUACUUCCAUCGUCAACACUCAGUGCGGUGGUGCCAAGUCUGUCCAGCUUGUCCUCCCCCAGAACCAGGGCAACCAGAAGAGAACCUUCCUGCUGAAGAAGAGCUGCAAGGUCAAGUGCCACAAGAUCAAGUUCUGGUGCAAGCCUCAGCCUCCCAAGACUACCAACUCGCCGCCCGCCACUCCUCCUGCUCAGACCACGACCAAGAACACCCCUCCUCCCCAGACUACCUCUACCACAGUUAGCACUGUGCCCGGUACUACGACCAAGCAGACUACCCCCCCUGCCCAGUCCACCUCUGUCAGCACCCCUCCUGGUGAGACUACCAAGGUGACCACCUCUGUCAACACUCCUCCCGGCGAGACUACCAAGGUGACUACCUCCGUCCAGACCACUCCUGGCCAGAGCACUCCUCCUGCCGAGACCACCAGCAAGGUCACUACCUCUGUCAACACUCCUCCCGGCGAGACUACCAAGAUCACCACCUCCGUCCAGACCACUCCUGGCCAGAGUACUCCUCCCGCCGAGACCACCAAGGUGACCACCUCUGUCAACACUCCUCCCGGCGAGACUACCAAGAUCACCACCUCCGUCCAGACCACUCCUGGCCAGAGCACGCCUGUUCAGUCUACUCCUGUUGAGUCCACUCCCGUCAAGACCACUCCCGGCCAGACCCCUCCUCCCGGCACCACUACCAGCUUCAUCACCACCACCUACGAGACUAUCUCCACAGUCUUCACCACCAGCACCAAGACCAUCACCAGCUGCGGUCCUGAGAUCACCUCUUGCCCUAUCAAGACUCCUGGCGAGACUCACACUGUCACCCUCACCAGCGUCGUCAGCACCACCAUCUGCCCCGUCACUGAAACUCGCCCUAUUGUCAUCACCACCCAGACUCAGCCCGGCGCGACUCAGACCCAGCCCACCCAGAGCUCUGAGAAGCCCAAGGAGAGCGAGACCAAGACCUCGCCCCCUGUUCCUUCGCAGUCUCUUCCCUGCCCCGAGUCUGUUCCUCGCUGCUUGAUGUCGUGGCUCGACCUCGUUAAGGAGUGCAAGAACAACGCCGAUGCCGAGUGUUUCUGCAAGAACAGCGAGUACACCAAGAACGUCUUCCAGUGCCUGUACUCGUAUGGUGGCAGCGACAAGAACGUCGCCGACUCGAUCACCUUCUUCCAGGGUAUCUGCGCCCCCUACGCCGGAAAGAACCCUAACAUUGUCACUGGUGCCGAGACCAUCACGCAGAUCAUCACCGUCACACCCGCUCCUCUUCCCAGUGGUGGCGUUACCACGAUCACCAUCGACACCACGGUCACUGAGCCUUGCGUCACCAGCGGUACCACCAUCACUGGCAGCAGCACCACUCGCGUCAUCAGCACCCAGCUUCCCGUUCCCGCGGUCACCCUGACCCCUCCUCCCGCUGGUGAGAAGCAGCCUGUCCCUACUGGCGGCGUCGCUCCCACCACCGUCGCCCCCGGCGUGCCCGUCGGCACUGGUGUUCCCACCGUGCCCUCUGGCACCAAGCCCCCCGUCGUUGUAGGUGGUGCUGGCAAGGCCCAGGCCGGCAUCCUCGGUGCCGUCGUCAUGGCCGUCAUCGCUGCUCUGUAA